CCACUUAAUCCGCUCUGUGUGACCGGUGACGGAUUCGAUCAUUCUACGAUCCGCUCCGCAUCGCCGGUUAAAGGGGGUGACGAGUUAUUUAUUACCUUUACGGAUUCAAGAUGCCUCAGCCAAACGCAGCAGAUGUCAAGUCAAUCAAGAUCGUUAUCGUCGGUGCCGGCUCGGUAGGCGUGACGACUGCGUACGCGCUGCUCCUUGAUAGGUUAGCGGCCGACAUUGUGCUCAUCGACAUCGACAAGAACCGGGCGAUGGGUGAGGUGAUGGACCUGAGCCACGCGGCGCACUUUGCACAGGCGCGCGUGCGCGUCGGCGACUACGAGGACUGCGCCCACGCGGCGGCGGUCAUCAUCACGGCGGGCGUCAACCAAAAGCCCGGCCAGACGCGCCUCGACCUCGUCAAGACCAACUACGCGCUAUUCCGGGACGUAGUGCCCCGCAUCGCACGCCACGCGCCCGACACCAUCCUCGUCGUGGCCACCAACCCGGUCGACGUGCUCACGCACGCGGCCCACCACCUCUCCGGCUUCCCACUCGAGAGGGUGAUCGGGUCCGGCACGGCCAUGGACACCACCAGGUUCCGGCACGAGCUGGGCAAGCACUUUGGGGUCAACCCGCGGAACGUGCACGCCAUGAUCGUGGGCGAGCACGGCGACAGCCAGCUGCCCGUGUGGUCGCUCGCCACCAUCUGCGGGAUGCGGCUGCACGACUACUGCAGGGCGGCCCGCAUGGAGCACGACGAGGCCGCACUCGAGGCCUGCGCCAAGCGGACCAGGGAGGCCGCCUACGAGAUCAUCCGGCGCAAGGGCAAGACCAACUACGGCGUCGCCUCGGUGCUCGUCAGCAUCCUGCAGCCCAUCGUCACCGACAGCGACGCCAUCAUGACGGUCUCGAGGGUCGGCACGUACGCCGGAAUCCAGGACGUGGCCCUCAGCAUGCCCUGCAAGCUGAACCGGCAUGGCGCGUACCAGGACGUGCCCCUACUCCUCAGCGAGUUGGAGGAGGCCGAAUUGAGAGAGUCGGCCCAAAGCAUUAAGGAGGUCCUCAUGUCGUUAGAGAAAUAACUCUGUUAACUCUGUUCAUUUUGUUCUUUAAUUAUUCAAUCCUUGGCAUUGUUAAUUUAACUAUCGAUUUAAG
This is a messenger RNA of Thermothelomyces thermophilus ATCC 42464, 1143 nucleotides long. Its product is annotated as lactate dehydrogenase. NCBI's taxonomy places the organism in Eukaryota, Fungi, Ascomycota, Sordariomycetes, Sordariales, Chaetomiaceae. Gene Ontology annotation, molecular function: L-lactate dehydrogenase (NAD+) activity. The coding region runs from base 111 to 1070 and encodes 319 amino acids. Gene Ontology annotation, cellular component: cytoplasm. The record is from RefSeq and is a predicted model, not a curated record. Gene Ontology annotation, biological process: carboxylic acid metabolic process. The transcript is spliced from 2 exons.